AUGCCUCUUGAAACGGGUCUCCAAGGCGCACAUGUUCUUAUAACGGGCGGCACCCGUGGCAUGGGCCAGGCCAUGGUGCGUCAAUUCCUCCAAGAAGGCGCCAACGUUUCGUAUUGCGCCCGCACCGUCACCAACACUGAGUUUGACGACGUCCAUGAAUCUCUUCCCAAAAACAAUCCUGCUCGCGCAUUUGGAACUGCGUUUGACGUUUCUUCCAAAGAAGAGAUCGUCAAUUGGGUCAACAGCUCCGCGGAGCGUAUUGGACGCAUCGAUGUUAUCAUCGCAAAUGCGUCCCCAAUGCAUAUGAAAGGUGAAACAGAGCACUGGCAAAGCAGCUUUGCGAUUGAUGUCAUGGGCUUCGUGGAGUUGGUGAAGGCUGCAGAGCCUUAUCUAGAGAAGUCACCUCAGGCUUCCAUCAUCGUGCAGAGCUCCUUCAUGGGCCGUGAGUUUUACCGAAGCCCACCAGCGGCAUACGGACCCUGCAAAGCUGCGCAGCUGCAGCAUGUGCAAGAGCUGUCGCACUAUUUAGGCCCCAAGGGUAUUAGGGUUAAUGCCAUCUCGCCGGGUCCCGUUCUCUGCGAGGGCGGUCCAUGGGAAAAUUAUUCAGAACUCAUGCCAGAGUGGGUUGAGGAGCAGCGGUUAAAGAUUCCAUUGAAGCGAUUGGGUGGACCGCAGGAAAUUUCAAAUGUUGCGGUCUUUUUGGCGAGUCCGUUAGCCAGUUUUGUCACUGGGACAAAUAUAUUGGUGGAUGGAGGUAUCCACGUUGGCACGCAAUUUUAG
Talaromyces atroroseus is the source of this 780-nucleotide messenger RNA. RefSeq lists its product as hypothetical. The record is from RefSeq and is a predicted model, not a curated record. The transcript is spliced from 2 exons. Lineage: Eukaryota; Fungi; Ascomycota; Eurotiomycetes; Eurotiales; Trichocomaceae. Gene Ontology annotation, molecular function: oxidoreductase activity, acting on the CH-OH group of donors, NAD or NADP as acceptor. Bases 1 to 780 code for a protein of 259 amino acids.